Molecule: messenger RNA, 1402 nt
Organism: Schistocerca gregaria
Lineage: Eukaryota; Metazoa; Arthropoda; Insecta; Orthoptera; Acrididae
Product: cytochrome P450 6k1-like
Exons: 7
Coding region: 16-1323 (435 amino acids)
Molecular function (GO): monooxygenase activity; heme binding; iron ion binding
Source: RefSeq, a predicted model, not a curated record
UGUAUUGCUCAGACCAUGCAGAACAUAUACAAUCAGCUACCAAGAGAGAGGUAUGUCGGGUUUUACGGAUUUCAUCGACCACUGCUGCUUAUCCGUGACCCUGAACUCAUUCGCCACGUCCUUAUCAAGGAUUUCGGGACGUUCCACGACAGGGGAUUGUUCAUCGACGACGAAGAACCUCUCAACAAACAUCUCUUUUUCCUAGCAGGAAAGAAGUGGCGCCAGCUGAGAAUCAAAUUGAGCCCUACGUUCACAUCCGGCAAACUGAAGGGCAUGUUUAAGACGAUCCAGGACUGCGGGCAAGAGAUGGUGGACGUGAUUGGGGAGAUGGUGGACCGCGGGGAGUCGGUGGAGGUUCGCGAGCUGAUAGCGCGGUUCACCACUGACGUCAUCUCCUCCGUCGCCUUCGGUCAGGAGUGCAACUGCCAGCGGAACCCAGAACACGAGUUCCGGCAGUGGGGACGCAAGAUUUUUGAGCCUUCUUGGCAAGCAGCCAUCGCUUUCGUUCUGAACUUCGUCAGCCCAACAUUAAUGGAGUAUCUAAGAAUCAAGGGAGGAAGAUCGGAUGUCAGCAAAUAUUUCCAGCAGAUGGUUGCAGACACUGUCGCUUACAGAGAGAAGAACAACUUUAGAAGGAAAGACUUCAUGGACCUUCUCAUUCAGCUAAAAAAACAAGGGAUACAAUUGUCGAUGGAUGACUUGGCAGCGCAGGCGUUCGUCUUCUUCGGUGCAGGCUUCGAGACUUCUUCAACAGCGACGAGCUUCACGCUUCACGAAUUGGCGCUCAACCCUGACAUUCAGAGCAAGCUGCACGAUGAAAUUGACGCCGUGCUGAAGGAAAACGGUGGUAAAAUUUCCUACGACGCCAUCCGCAAAAUGACUUACCUCGACAAGGUUGUAUCUGAGUCUCUCAGGAAACACCCACCAGCAGCAGUACUCAACAGAGAGUGCAACCAAGACUACAAGAUUCCAGACAGCGACGUCAUUCUGGAGAAGGGUACUGCAAUCGUGCUGUCUGUGCUGGGCCUCCACCACGACCCCACGCAUUUCCCUGACCCCGACCGUUUCAACCCUGAGAGGUUCUCCGAAGAGGCCAAAGCUAAGCGCCACCCCUACGUCUACCUGCCUUUUGGAGAGGGACCACGCAUUUGUAUAGGUAUGCGAAUGGGCCUGUUACAAACCAAAGUGGGCCUCACGAACAUCCUCUCUAAGUAUAGCGUGCAAACCACGCAGAAGACAGUAGCAAACCUGGAUUACCAUCCACGGUCUCCAAUCCUCAUGGCUAAAAGUGGAAUCCAUCUUCGGUUUGUAAAGCGUUUCUAGGGGGACAACCAAGAAGAAUGAUCUUCACAAGCAAAGUGAUCAGUAUUGGUGCCUGAAAUUGUAAUUACUGUGUUCUGUG